Dipodomys ordii (Ord's kangaroo rat) is the source of this 678-nucleotide messenger RNA. RefSeq names its product chromosome unknown open reading frame, human C11orf87. The transcript has 2 exons. The record is from RefSeq and is a predicted model, not a curated record. NCBI's taxonomy places the organism in Eukaryota, Metazoa, Chordata, Mammalia, Rodentia, Heteromyidae.
AUGCGGUGCCAGGACUGUCUGUCCUUCCACCACCCCCCCUCCCCCGGGACUGGGACACCAGAUCCUGAGAGGAAGAGCCUGGGGGGGGAGGGGGAGCAAAGGAGCGCCGUGCUCCCCUGGGACCCACUUGGUGGCCCUGGGAGGGGGUGGGUGCUGGGGGGAAGGGUGGGGGGGGCAGGAUCGGGGCUCAGGGAGCCCGGGGCGGGUGGAAAGUUGUGAAGGACGCGGUUGGGACCGCAGCUCUUCCAGUCCUUCUCGUCCACGCUGGUGCUGAUCGUCCUGGUCACGCUCAUCUUCUGCCUCCUCGUGCUGUCCCUCUCUACCUUCCAUCUCCACAAGCGCAGGAUGAAGAAGCGGAAGAUGCAGAGGGCUCAGGAGGAGUACGAGAGAGAUCACUGCAGUGGCCGCCGCGCCAGUGGGCGGCUGCCCCGGCCGGGUGGGCAGACCCCCAUCCAAGGGAAAGAAAACCGGCUGGAGAGACAGCCCCGAGACUCUGCCCCGUGCGCGCCCUCGAACGCCACCUCCGCGGGCCCUGGCCUGGCGGCCCCGGGGCCCUGCGCUGCGCCUCCACCUCCGCUUCCAACCCCCAGCCCGCAGGCGGCGCACGCAGCCUCCUCCUCCUCCUCCUGUUCGGACACCGCUGGCGAGGGCCUUUUACAAACGGUGGUACUGUCCUGA